ACUAAGCGUGCGAUCGCCGGGCCUAAUCUCAUGGUAGCCACGAGAGAGAGGGCGCGCCCAUCGGGUCCUCGGUCAAGGGUGACUGCAGGCUCAGCCUCCAGCAGUGACGGGGAGGGAUCUUCAGCAACCACUUGGAACAGCGACACGACCUCAGAGCGAGGCGGCCUAGAUAGCAGUAGCAGCCUUAAGGGCGGCGGCGGCGACAGCAGCGACGGCAGCAGCAUCGGACCGAAAAGCGUGGUGAUGACCCGCAAGAGGCGAUUGCUGCAGGAGACGGAAGCGAGGAUUGCGGUCGGGGUUGUCCCGUACUGGGAAGGCGGUGUCGACCUGGGAGGGGAUAUCGACCAAGAAAAGAAAGGGACACCGAGGCGAUCUCGCCGAGGCAAGGCACGCCGCAAGCAGCAAGACCCGGCGCCUAUCGAGCAACCGAAAAUGGGCGUCAAUCUCCCGCCAAUGGUCAGCACGAGAGAGGGGAAGCUUCUGAGCGUCGAGGUGUUCGGUAUCGGUGUUUUGGACCACCUGCGACGGGAAGACAGGGGUGCGCGCGUGGGGCACUGCUCCAGCGGCUACGUGUGCGGGAGCCCCGUUCCGCGAGGCAAGGAGGGCAACCGGUGGUGCCAGACGCCGGUGCGGGGGUCGCUAGAGAGCAGGAUGGCGUGCAUGCACCACUCGCACCGCCGGAGGGCGGGAGGCACGGGCCCGUCCAAGGAGCAGUUGCGGUACAUGAUGCUUGCAGACGAUUUUUACGACCGGCAGUCGGGGGACAUCUGCUGGCAGCGUGUCGUGUCCUACCUCAGGGCGCGGAAGUGUCCUCGCGAGUUAGCCCAGCGCCGGCAGGUGCUGACCGCGGGCGGCCGUGCCGUGGCGGUCGCCGACACCAAGAUAGUCCUCCACGGGUUCGUGCAGUGCCUCUUCUUCUGGCUGGCAGCUUGCCGCCUGACGCGCCGCGGGUAUGAGUUCACGAUGGUGGCCCACGCAUCCAAGAGCGACUUCAAGGAGUUCCUCUCGCGGCUCCGAAGGAAGGCCGCCUGGCCACCACCCUCCCCGGCGUCCUCGCCCUUUGUGUGCAUGGACGACAAGAGGUCCGGGAAGCGGCAGCGGCAGAUGCAGCACCCCUCCUACUACGCCAGCGGAUAUGACCAGAGGCAGCCCGAUCUUCGCAAUAGAAGCCCGAUCUUCGAUAAAGACGCCCGAUGUCUCGGGUUUGAGCGAUCGUGA
Messenger RNA from Ectocarpus siliculosus, 1218 nucleotides. The record is from the annotation of a GenBank genome assembly. Lineage: Eukaryota; Phaeophyceae; Ectocarpales; Ectocarpaceae.